UUCGAUCCAAAGUCCCUUCCAAUCUCUCAACUUGAGCUCUUAAAAUUCAAGUCUAACCAAAUUAUCGAAUCUAUCCAGACGCUCCAGCGUACAAUCGAUGUCGGCGGACAGAACGCCAUGCCUGCCUGGCCAGACAUCCUCUCCAAAUACAAUGUCAUUCUCUCCCAAACACAUAGCUUCUCUCAAUCCCUAUCGUCGCCUCAGGCGCAGUCCCAAAUCGGUCAGGCGCAAGCUCGGCUAGGUUCUAGCGUGUACGAGAAGAUCGCUCUACAUCCUAGCAUUGGAAUGACGGAUGCUCAACUCGACAAUGACCUCAUCCCUCUCUUGCGCAAUCAACAGACGACGGAGGUACUAAAUAUGGAGACCGCUACUGUUCGACGCCUUGCAGAAUGUAUGGCUACCCGUGGCGCUAUUGCCACGAAUAGUGUCCAGACCAACCAUCCUCCUGCUACGACUGGUCGCGUAACACACGAGGAUGUGCUGCAUGAAUGUGAAGAGAUACGGAGUGCGCACGAUCACCGUGUGGAGCGCGCUGUC
This is a messenger RNA of Suillus subaureus, 537 nucleotides long. RefSeq lists its product as uncharacterized. The transcript has a single exon. The record is from RefSeq and is a predicted model, not a curated record. NCBI's taxonomy places the organism in Eukaryota, Fungi, Basidiomycota, Agaricomycetes, Boletales, Suillaceae. The annotation marks the transcript as partial.